Molecule: messenger RNA, 1494 nt
Organism: Camellia sinensis
Lineage: Eukaryota; Viridiplantae; Streptophyta; Magnoliopsida; Ericales; Theaceae
Product: glycosyltransferase BC10
Cellular component (GO): membrane
Molecular function (GO): glycosyltransferase activity
Source: RefSeq, a predicted model, not a curated record
GCUAUCACCGCCCAUCCAAAUUCCGUUAUUCGCUCCCUCUCUCUGUCGAUCGAGCUUUCGAUACGACGGAAAAGAAAAGAAAAGAAAAAAAAGCAAUCACAAAAAACGGUCUCCAAAGUUCGACUCUUUUAAAUGCUUCUUCUUCCUGAUCAACCCCCGAAAACGGCCCCCUCAAUAUUUGAAUUGCUGGAGGGAGAAGACUCAGAGGUUGUUCCAAACAAGCCAUGGCGAAGAAGACCUCACUGCCUCCGCCAAUCUCCAAACGCAAAUUGUUAUGGUUCAGUUGGAAGCUCGUGAUCGCUCUCUCAAUCUCUCUCUGCGUCUUGGCUCUUCUUCGACUCCAACACUACUCUCAAUCCCAACUUUCUUUUCCAUCUUCUUCUUCUUCUUUGGUGGUUCGUAGAUCUCGAAUUUUGAAUAGCCAAUUCGAAGGACCUCCGAAGGUGGCGUUUCUGUUCCUCACGCGUCGGAACCUGCCUCUCGAUGUCCUCUGGGGGUGCUUCUUCGAGAAUGCUGAUGUUGGUAAUUUCUCAAUAUAUAUUCAUUCCGAGCCUGGUUUUGUGUUUGACGAAUCGACGACGAGGUCGGCCUUCUUCUAUAAUCGGCAGUUAACUAAUAUGAUUAAGGUUGCAUGGGGAGAAGCAAGUAUGAUUCAAGCUGAGAGGUUAUUACUUGGAGCAGCUCUUGAAGAUCCGGCAAAUCAGAGAUUCGUUCUCCUGUCUGAUAGCUGUGUUCCUUUGUACAACUUUAGUUAUAUAUACAACAAUCUGAUGGCUUCUCCAAGGAGUUUUGUUGACAGCUUUCUUGAUGAAAAGGAAGGCCGCUACAACCCUACAAUGUCACCUGUUAUACCGAAGAACAAGUGGCGUAAAGGAUCACAGUGGGUUUCUUUAGUUCGGGGUCAUGCAGAAAUUGUUGUUGAUGAUGAGGUUAUCUUUCCCGUCUUCAAGAAGUUUUGCAAGAGACGACCACCCCUAGAUGCUAGCAAGGGAAAGCAAAAUAUUAAACUCCAGAAGCAGCACAACUGUAUCCCUGAUGAGCACUAUGUUCAGACGUUACUAGCAAUGAGUGAUCUUGAAGGUGAACUUGAACGAAGAACGGUGACCUACACCUUAUGGAACCAUUCUGCAACGAAUAUGGAAAGAAAAGGUUGGCAUCCUAUUACAUUUAGCUACGCAAAUGCUAGCCCUCAACAAAUCAAAAGAAUAAAGGAUAUCACUCAGGUGUACUAUGAAACCGAGCAGCGCACAGAGUGGUGCAGUAAUAAUUCUACACGCGUUCCAUGUUUUUUAUUUGGGAGGAAGUUCUCUAAAGGAGCUGCUGUGCGUCUUGUGAGUGAAGGAGUGGUCGGCCCUUUUAAUGCCUCUGUAUUAUUGGAAACACCACUGUGAUUUCCCUCAGUGCUCUGACCGUCCGUGUUUUAACAGCUCAUCUAACCAUCAACCUAGUUUGCUCGGUAUACAAUUUUGACACAGAGAGAGAGAGAGAGAGAGA